GGGCCGACCUUGGGGCAGAUUACUUUCAGCCAAUCAAACGGUCUCGUAAGAGUCACAGACAAUUGCCUAGGCUCUUCGCCCUAGGUUUCCGCCCGCUCCCAACAACCACCACUGCUCGAACCUCAACCACCAGCCAGCAGCCUCGCCAACGUUUCAACCCUGUCUGCCUGUGACGAACGUCCAUAGCUCUCGCUGCGACCCGAAGAUUACACCAGUGUCAUAUUUCUCCCAGAGAACCAUAAUUACGUCUCAAAUUGCCGACAGCACCCAACCUGACUAUUCGAGAGUCGCGGUCGCCUACAUUCCCGUCAACCAGACUAAGGGUGCUACCAUCAUCACAUCCCUCGCCGACGACACGUAAGACGCGUAACGCGACGUCAGCAACAAGGUUCUGGCCAGCAUUUCCUGCGAAGCGACUUGAACUUAUAUACGCGGGUCAACCUUCAGUCAUCCGCUAUCCAUCUACGCAAAGCAUUCUAAAAGAUUGCCGACAUCAGUCUUUGACUACCCAUCAACAGUUAGCAAGACUUACCGUGACAAAAAUGAUGCCCGCGCCCCACGUUUACGGUCACCACCAAUUUAACCCACAGGCUGACGCUUCUUGGAUGCACCAGCCCCCGGGCCAUCACCAACAUGCCCAACAGACUGCUGCCGCCGCAGCGUCAGCAGCGCAACAGCAACACUACAACCGCCUUACUGGUGCUCACAACAAUGUAGCCUCGCUUGCCAGUACACAUGGUCAGGAUACGGGGCACGAAAACAUAUCCGAAGACAACCGACGCACAAUGGCCUACAUUGCCGAUUUAUUGAAUGAAAGCACGCGUGAGGCGGCUCUGCUCGAGCUGAGCAAGAAGAGAGAGCAGGUACCGGAACUGGCCUUGAUACUCUGGCACUCGUUCGGUGUCAUGACAUCGUUGCUUCAAGAGAUCAUCUCCGUCUAUACCCUCUUGAAUCCGUCUCAACUCACUGCAGCCGCAUCGAACCGUGUUUGCAAUGCUUUGGCCCUCCUCCAAUGUGUGGCCUCCCACAAUGAUACUCGUAACCUUUUCUUGAGCGCACACAUUCCUCUUUUUCUCUAUCCUUUCCUCAACACUACAUCUAAGUCCAGGCCUUUUGAGUACCUCCGUCUGACCUCACUCGGUGUAAUCGGGGCCCUCGUCAAGAACGAUUCCUCCGAGGUCAUCAACUUCCUCCUGACGACCGAGAUAAUCCCUCUCUGUCUUCGUAUCAUGGAGACAGGCUCGGAGCUCAGUAAAACAGUGGCCAUCUUCAUUGUUCAGAAGAUUCUUUUGGACGACAGUGGGCUCAACUACAUUUGCGCUACCUACGAACGCUUCUACGCAGUCGGCACCGUUCUCAGCAACAUGGUCGCUCAGCUAGUUGAGCAGCAGACCGCUCGUUUGCUGAAACAUGUCGUUAGAUGCUUCCUUCGACUGAGCGACAAUGCCCGGGCGCGCGAGGCUUUGCGGCAGUGUCUUCCCGAGCCGCUUCGCGAUGCCACGUUCUCCAACGUUCUUCGUGAUGAUGCAGCUACGAAGAGAUGUCUAGCCCAGCUACUCAUCAAUCUCUCCGACAACGUUGUCGAGUCGAAUGCAGCAAGUCAUGUAGGGCUAUGAUGCAGUCGACUUACUUUAGAAUCCAUGUACAGUAUAUACGGCGUACGGUGGGUACUGUCCACUUCUGCUGAGGGCACUCUAGCUCUACGGUUUACCAACAUAGAUAUUCCUCACCCUCUCAAGCGCUGUCAGCCAGGGCAAGAUUGCUGGUGAGGGGAAGGAAGGAGGCUUAGAAGCGUACUUCUACAGCCAUUCAGCUUGUUGUUGCCGUAUCUUAUUUUGCCUUGGCAAGGAGUAUGGCAUGGUAAAAGCAUUAUACCCACGGUUUUGGCGUUGAGGUGUCGGAGGAAAAUUACCGUCUGGUUUUUGUCUGGGGUUUCUUCGCAUCGAGUGAUGGACAGAAUAAAGGGACGGGAAGUGUUAAGCUCGAGGCAGAGCGAACGGUGAUUAGGAGAAGGGCCAUCAUUGUAACACUGCUCUUGUAAAUGACACGGAUAGAAUGUACGAAGACAACGAUAACA
Messenger RNA from Verticillium dahliae VdLs.17, 2077 nucleotides. Its product is annotated as cell differentiation protein rcd1. Bases 543 to 1616 code for a protein of 357 amino acids. Gene Ontology annotation, biological process: negative regulation of translation; mRNA catabolic process. Gene Ontology annotation, cellular component: CCR4-NOT core complex; P-body; CCR4-NOT complex. Lineage: Eukaryota; Fungi; Ascomycota; Sordariomycetes; Glomerellales; Plectosphaerellaceae. The transcript has 5 exons. The record is from RefSeq and is a predicted model, not a curated record.